Oppia nitens is the source of this 761-nucleotide messenger RNA. Its product is annotated as leucine-rich repeat-containing G-protein coupled receptor 5-like. Lineage: Eukaryota; Metazoa; Arthropoda; Arachnida; Sarcoptiformes; Oppiidae. Bases 3 to 761 code for a protein of 252 amino acids. Gene Ontology annotation, molecular function: protein binding. Gene Ontology annotation, cellular component: extracellular matrix. The record is from RefSeq and is a predicted model, not a curated record. The transcript is spliced from 4 exons.
UAAUGGGACAACUGAUGGCUACAUCCAAAUGUCCUGUUUCUUUGGAGGGCGAGUGUCAAUGCAAAGAAUAUGUGGAUGAAAAUAAAGUUGGUCUAAAAGUCGAGUGCUCGCAAACAACGGCUAAAAAGCUAUUCAAUGAUAUCGACUCUUUGACAAAGUCGUCAAAACAAAUCUUUGGACUACAAGUUCGCGACUCUGACCUCAGGGACCUCAGAGAUCUGCCGCCAGGUCUGCACUCUGUUCACGAGUUAAUUCUCGACAACACUGGCAUUGAUUUACAAGUAUUUCGUGAAAGCAAUGAAUUACUCAAAGUAUUGAAGAUAUUUCGUGUAUAUCAAGAAAACUUUACUGAAAUUCCCGAAGACUUUUUCUUUGGGAUGGAUGAGCUCAAGAAUCUGGCCCUCAAUGACAUUGGAAUCGCUUACAUAAGCAAAGACGCCUUCACUUAUUUGGAAGACUCACUCAAAGAGUUAGAGUUAAGAGAAAACAAAUUAAGAAAUUUUCCGAUCGCUGUUCAGGUGUUGUCUCAUUUGGAAAGUCUUGAUUUGUACGGCAAUGAGAUUAAGACAGUUCCCGACGAUCUAACCUUUUAUUUGGAAUCAAGUCUUAAACGACUCAAAAGAUUAACAUUAAAUUAUAUUAACUGUACGUGUGAUUUCGGUAAAACCGAUUUCGCCACUUGGAUCAGAUCCUAUGCUAUAAAAGGAGUCACUUGUAAGACACCGAAUCGUUUGUUUGGUAAAGAUAUUUCUUGGUAUUAA